AUGACUUUCACACCAGAGGUUUCGAUUGCAAUGAAGAAAUGGACGAGAAGUACGACGUGCACUUUGGAGACAGCCGUUGGUGAGUGUUUAGAGAUUGGGGUGGAGUACGCGUUACCACGCGAUCAGGGAGCCACCGUCUCAGCACGGGUACAUAAAGCUAACCAUCAUGAGGCCAUUAUCAAUAAUUUAUUGUUCCAAAAUGUAAUUAUUACCCAAAAGCAUGAGGAUAACGAUCACCUGCGUCGUUUUCUCCUCGAUACUCGUGGACUUCCGCCAGUAGUUGAAGCAUCAGCUCUGAGAGCCUAUGCAGCGAUCAUUGGAGGACCAAAGGUUACCGAUGCGGAAAUCGAUAACGAUCGUACGAUCAUCACGUUCGGAGACUUGACUCUUUCGGAAGAGCAGUCACAGUUCAUUCGAACUGUUAAGCGUCUUAAGUUCGAUUGUCUUGCUCUCGACUGUGCAUUUGGUACAGGAAAGACCACAACCGCAAUUCUCGGAGGAUUGCACUACGCCAAGGAACAUCCGAAUCGGAAGAUGAUCUUCACGGGAGUCACAAAUGCCUGUUCUUCCGCAGCAGUGGAGACGCUACAACGUUUGGAUCCAAACGAAGAAAUUCGAGCCGUACGAAUGAUUUCCUCGGACACUAUCAACGCGAUGGACGGUUCGGGAGGAACUGAUAUCGAUUAUCCUAAAUUGUGGAAGAAUUAUCUGAUAUCUCGAAUCAGAGAGCACAACACCAGGGAUGCAGAACCAAAUGAAUGGAUUGUCAUGGCUGCGAGACUGCUGAAAGCAGCGGUCAAACUUCCAUUUAAUACUAUUCCUAAAGAGAUUAACAUCUUCCGAGUGUUCAUGAAACUUUAUGAUCCUCAGCUGAUUAUUGGUACAGCAGCAGCGAUUCAACUCGCGUUUAAUCAACCAGAUCUUGCUGAAAUAAAAGAUCUCUUUGAUAUCACUUUCAUUGAUGAAGCUUCACAGUUAGCUUUGUAUGUGUUAGGAUCGUUAGCUACUUUGCUUCCGAAGACUCGCAUUAUUCUCGUAGGAGAUAUGCAUCAGCUACCACCAUACACCGAAGAUGCUCUGCCAGCUGAACUCAAACGUGCAGCGGUUGGAGAACCACUUACGCUUGCAGUUAAAGGAAGAAGAUGGUCGUCAAUGCAUUUGACACGUGUGCAUCGUUGCCCGAAGAUGAUCACGGACUUACUCGGAGCAGUGUUCUACGGAAACACCCUCACUUCAACUAGGAAAGCCGUCAAUCGAGUACCGAUUCUGGAAGCCAUGGAACUUCCUAGCCAUCACCCGUUCGUCUUCGUCAACUACAUUUCGCAGCAGACGCAAGUCGGAAAGAGUUUCUCGAACGAGAACGAAGCGAGAUAUGCUCUCCAGUUGGUCACCGCUCUGAAACGACACGCACGUGAGCAGAACACCACCGUUUCCGUCGCAGUUUUGAAUUUCUAUGGUGCACAAUAUUCGUAUGUGUAUUCGAUCGCAGAGGAUGGAGUUCGCGUGAACACUAUCGACGGUUGUCAGGGACAAGAGUACGAUGUCUCCAUCGUGCUUUUAACAAGAUCGGAUCCUUAUGAGAAAUCCAAAUUCCUCGUGAAUCCGAAUAGAAUCAACGUGGCGCUGAGCCGAUCUAAAAUGGCUACAGUAGUCAUCGGACAACGGCACCUCAUCGGCAAUCAUCCAAACGUUCAACAAGCCAAACGUGGACGUUAUCAACGCUCUUGCAACUGGUCUCGACUUCUCGACAAACUUCCAGCUGAAUGCUUCGUAGAAGCAAGAGAUGAAGUCAUCGCACAUAUGGAAUGA
This is a messenger RNA of Caenorhabditis elegans, 1809 nucleotides long. Lineage: Eukaryota; Metazoa; Nematoda; Chromadorea; Rhabditida; Rhabditidae. The record is from the annotation of a RefSeq genome assembly.